AGGCACAGUAACAGAAUCUUCCUGAAGCAGGGCUCUUAUUUUCUUAUUGCAUGUUGAUUUAGAUAAUGUAAGGCACUGUUUACCAAUAAAUGUUUUCCAAAAAUCCACUGAAUGACAAAUAAUUGGAAAUAAACAUCCUUUUCGUCUAUAUAUACCUGACAAGAUAAAUUGCAGUAUACACUUUUAUUCGUCUGAAUGACUUUUUAGAUGGUGUCUGUAAAUAAAAUUAGAAAAUCGAACUGUUUUAAUGCAUAAAUGCCAUUUUCUAAAUGUUUGACCCAUUUAUUUGUUAUUAUGCCUGUUUAAAGGGCGUACAAUGCUCACUGAUUGUGCUUUGUUUAAAUCAGUCUAUGAUUUAAACAUAUCAGAAGAGUUAAUCAAGCACUUUUUUUAUUUAAAAACACACACACAUGCAUGAUUAAAUGAUCUAAUUAUCACCUCUGAUUGCCCAAUCACCACUAAAUGCUGCGUCAGCGCUGAGAAAAACAACGUCAUCGUCAAGUCACAUGACGCCCAGUCUAUGACGUAAGGCUAAAUGCGGAAAAUGUCGGUUGGCAGAAAACCUGGAUCGACUGUUUCAACUCUUCGAGGCUUUUCACGGUUGUAUUAUGAUUUACAGAUCAGUAAAUAUCCUCACAAACUGCACAUUCUGAAGAUCGCCUACUUUCUGGGUCACAUAAACACAGAUAAAUUACUCUGAACUUUAUGGGAUAACGGCAGAGAUUUAUAAGGCAUCGAGAUGGCCAAACCUGCAGAACAAGCUUACUACCGGUUUGUGGUCCUGUUUUUUAACUGUAUGCUGACAUUCGGCUCUUAUUUCUGCUUCGACAUUCCCAGUGUCCUGCAGGAGCAGUUUCAAGGGAACUUGACGUGUCCAAACGGGACGGUGAGUAACAGCACCGGGAAUGGCACAGGAACAUGUGUGGAAGGUUUGGGAAUGACACCACAGGAGUAUAAUCUACUCUACGCCAUCUACGCCUGGACGAAUGCUGUGGUGGUCAUCAUGGCGGGAUUCCUCAUUGAUAAAUUGGGAAAUCGCUUUGGCGUUUUCCUGUUCUCCUUCUUGACUGUUUUGGGAUCAGCUAUCUUUGCAUUAGGGUCUCAUUUUAAGGGCACAACCUACCUGUUGCCACUCAUGCUGACCGGACGACUUCUGUUUGGCUCUGGAAACGGAUCUUUGACCAUUGUCCAGAACAGGAUCACAGCGUUCUGGUUUCGGGGGAAGGAGCUGGCUUUGGCGUUCGGACUGACUUUGGCAUUUUCCCGCUUGGGCUCAGUUCUCAACUUCUUCCUAACGCAGAGGUUUGAGUCGCAGUACGGCAUGCAGUGGACACUGUGGGGAGGCACGCUCCUGUGUGUUCUGGGGUUCCUGUCUGCUGUUACGGUCAGUGUUCUGGAUAAGAUGGGCAUGAAGCAGCUGGGUUUGGACGGUGCCAUUCAGGAAGAGUCCCGCAAAGUGAGAGUGCAGGAUGUGAAGCGUCUCUCUCUCAGAUAUUGGCUGCUGGUUCUCACCAUCAUGUUCUUCUAUAAUGGAAUUUUCCCCUUCAUCGCUGAUGCCAGUACGUUUAUCCAGGAUAAGUACAGUGGGUACAGUCAGAAGGAGGCGGCGUACAUCGCAGGCGCAGUUUAUGACAGUUCACUGGUCCUGGCAGCUGCGGUCGGGAUCCUCAUCGAUUAUGUGGGUCUGCGUGGUGUGUUUGCGGUGCUCUGUGCAGUGUUGACUCUGCCUGUGUUUGGUCUUCUGGCCUUUACAUUCGUCCCUCCUCUCGUAUCCACCGUCUGGCUCGGCAUCACUUACUCAUUUGCAGCUGGAAGCACUCUCAAUAAGACCACUAAGAGAUCAACGGCUGAAACCACUCCGGCUCUGAUGGACAGAGAACCACUGAUGAAUGAAGAGGAACAUGAGGAAAACAAUCCCUCCAUCAACAGGACAUAGAGAAGACCCCGUCUCAUGCUUAUUCUGGGACAUUAGACUUUACCACCAGGGAAAACACAAGCAUGUCAUACAGUAUUCAGUAUUAAUGCUUAAAAUUAAUUCAGGUAUACCUUGAGCUGAGGCCAGUGAUGAAACUCUAUUCUUCACUAGUUUAUACUUUUAAAAGUGGCAGAUGAUCAAUAAUCAUCUCUUUUUAAUACUGUGGAAGAUGUAAACAUGGGAGGAUUGUCAAAGGUUACCUGCUGUAUGUCCUCAAACAAACUUCAGGAAGUAUUUUUGUGUCUUAUGAGUCCGGAGGAAUUUUAUUGUCAUACUAAUAUGAGGAAAUCAAAGGGUUUUAUCUGUAAAUUUACUACAUUUUGUGUUUUUUUAAUCGUGUUACAUUCAGGAUGCAUGAAAUGAUUAUGUUGCCUUUGUACGUGUAUUAAUGGUUGCUUAUAAAAUGAUUGAUUAAUGUGCAUUUUGUACAUUUUUUUGUAAAAAAAUAAAAAUUGUUUUAUGCUACCAAGA
Danio rerio (zebrafish) is the source of this 2446-nucleotide messenger RNA. NCBI's taxonomy places the organism in Eukaryota, Metazoa, Chordata, Actinopteri, Cypriniformes, Danionidae. The record is from RefSeq and is a predicted model, not a curated record.